Messenger RNA from Malus domestica (apple), 1420 nucleotides. RefSeq names its product protein THYLAKOID ASSEMBLY 8-like, chloroplastic. The record is from RefSeq and is a predicted model, not a curated record. Lineage: Eukaryota; Viridiplantae; Streptophyta; Magnoliopsida; Rosales; Rosaceae. Gene Ontology annotation, molecular function: protein binding.
CUAUCUACGACCGUAAAGCCCUACGCCUAAACCCCCUGCGCCUGACCCCUCCCUCCAAAACAAGGAGAAGCGGUAGUUUCUCGUUUCCCAAACAAACCCUUCAUCAAUCUCACAGUCACUGACCAACUCCUCCCCUUCAUCACACCUCCAAUGGCGACUCGCGCAUUUUCGCGAUCAAAGUCGUCAUUUUUCUCCUCAGUACUCCUUCAAAACCUAAAAACAACACCAAUCAAAACCACCCCAUUGCUUCUAAACUCCACAAUUCCAGAGCUCGAAAUCAAAUCCUGCAGACCCAUUUCUGGGUUCAGGCUGUAUCACGACGGGAGGCCCAGAGGACCGCUCUGGAGGGGCAAGAAGCUGAUUGGCAAAGAAGCGCUUUUCGUAAUCUCGGGUUUGAAGCGGUUCAAGGACAACGAAGAGAAGCUCGGGAAGUUUGUAAAGACCCACGUUUUGAGGCUUCUGAAGAUGGAUAUGAUUGCUGUGCUCACGGAGCUCGAGCGCCAGGAAGAAGUUGCUUUGGCAAUUAAGGUAUUUAACGUGAUUCGAAGGCAAGACUGGUACAAACCGGAUGUCUAUCUGUACAAGGACUUGAUUAUUGCAUUGGCAAGAUCUAAGAAAAUGGAGGAUGUUAUGCUACUGUGGGACAUCAUGAAAAAGGAGGAUCUAUUUCCUGAUUCUCAAACAUAUACAGAAGUUAUCAGGGGUUUUUUGAACUCUGGUUGUCCAGCAGAUGCGAUGAACAUAUAUGAGGACAUGAAGCAGUCUCCAGAUCCACCGGAGGAGCUGCCGUUCCGGAUUUUGUUGAAGGGACUUCUGCCACAUCCCCUUUUGAGAAACAGAGUCAAGCAAGACUUUGAGGAGCUGUUUCCCGAACAGCAUGUGUACGAUCCCCCAGAAGAGAUAUUUGGCAUGCGCGGCUGAGGUCUGCAUUCUAUGAUUUGAGCUUCUCUCCACACAGAUGUUAUAUUGAUUUCAUCGUCCCGAUUAAAAUUUAUUUGGUUUCAGGGCUUAAAUUUUUCUGUCUCUUCAUCGGAGGGGGUCGUAUCCCAACCGAUUCUAGGAUGAUGGAUUGCCUGCUAAAACCUUUAGGUGGUUUAUCCCGUAAAAUGACAUGUAAAAUUGUUCCUUCUUUAAAGUAUCGAAGAUUGGAGUUCUUGGAACGGAACUUUUCAUAUUUUGUAAAUGUUCAUGUAGGCAUGUGAAUUUUUGACCUGUCUAUGUUGACAUAGAUGAGCAUGUAUACGAUUGAUUGUGGUUUUUGUACCCUUUGUAUCGUGGCACUGCUAAUCUCCAAAAUUAGGAGGCUGCAGUAGUACUUGGAUCCAAAUUGGAUUGGGCCUCGCUGAAUUCAAAUUGGGCUGUCUAAAAUAAUGUAAUUGUCCAGUAAGAGUGCUUCUAAGACAAACAUCGAUUUACAAUU